AUGUCUGAGAAUGCAGUGCUUGACGUUGAACUUGAGAUACUUUCUGCAAAGGACAUUGCUGCUGGGGACUAUUUUAACAUGAAAGCUGCACUUAAAGGUUGUGUAGCUUCCAGUGAUGCCUACGCUCUCAUUGAAGUAGCAGACCAGAGAGUGGCUUGGACACGUCCUAUUCUCAAUACGCUUGAGCCCGUGUGGAAUGAAAAGUUUUAUUUUAAAAACGUCAAACCUGACACAUUGUGCACACUCUAUUUACUGGAUGAAGACAUGGAUGGUGAUGAUGCACUGGGCCAGACGCACUUUAGUGCCACCAAUACAGACAAUACUGAGACAACAUUUGAGCUCCCAAUUACUCGCAAUGACACGGAGGCUGGUACUAUUGUAGUCAAAGUCAAGUCGCACAUGACCUCGGUCAUUGGCGACGGCAAGCUGCAGCAGGUUGGACCCGUGCACUUCUCGAUCCACGUAAGCAUCACCUCGGGUCUUCUCACCCAAAACAUGACGGAAGACGGCAAGCUCCAAGCCUCGGCUUAUCACUUGCAGAUGCACAACAUUUCUCAGAUCAUGCCAAACGACCACGAAUGGAACAAAAACUACCCUACCAUUCAAAAGAUCUUUUCUCCCGACCAUGUAGAGUCUCCGGCACUCCGUACGGCAAUUGUCACCGAGCAUGCUGUGAUCUACAGACACGGAGCUACUACACAAUACGGACAGCUUGAGGACGGAUCGGAUUUCUUCAAGCUAAUCAACUAUGGCCAGCGAUCGGACAAACCAGUGCUCUUCACGUACGCAAUUACGUCGACAGGUUGGUACUUUUCCGAGACGGGCGCUUCCUUCUUUAAAGACAUGUUAUCAAAGCACAUGCUGCACGCAAAUGCUGCUUUUUCAGUCAAGUACGCGGGCGAGUUUCACAUUAAGAAGGAGCACUGCGGGAGGUACAAGCUACUGAUUGACAACAACAGCGGCACGUACGCCCCACCAAAGGAAGAUCUUCCUAAACUCAAAGAGUUAUUCGAAAACAAUUUUGCGGGGAUUUCAGUGGAAGCGAAGGACCGCAAUGAUGAAGAGCUGAAAAGGUCACGUCAGGAGAUUUUGGACUCUUGGGCGUAG
Molecule: messenger RNA, 1107 nt
Organism: Peronospora belbahrii
Lineage: Eukaryota; Oomycota; Peronosporomycetes; Peronosporales; Peronosporaceae
Source: the annotation of a GenBank genome assembly